AUGUUCUGGCGGAUCGUCUUCCUCUGUCUCGCCCUCUCCGUCGCCGCUGUCCUCGUCUCGAGGCUCAUCGCCGCCCACCUGCCGGCACGGCACCGUCAUCCCCACAUCGUCUUCCCGGUUCGCGUAGAGCCUAGGUCGUACUUCGCCAACGAGCGGACGAUGCUUUUGUGGUUCGAGAUGGCCACAAUCCUGACGGUGCUCGGCGCCGCGCUGCAGGCCUCUCGCAACUCGUUCGCCAUCCAGUCGGCGGGCCUCGCCCUUAGCAUCCCAGCCGCCGCCAUCGUCGUGCACGCCUUGCGAAUGUACGUGCUGCGCUUCAAGUCGCUCGAGCGCAAGUCGCCGCGCCACUUUGAGGAUGGGAGCGGAGCCCUCUGGAUCGUGGCGCUGCUCACCGGGCUGGUCGUCUCUAACGUGGCCGUCGGUGUCCUCACAUGGCAGAGGCAGGGGCCGGGCGAGGCGUUGCGGCGCUUUGUCGGCUGGCCAAUCAACGCCACGGGCGUACUCGCAGGGCACUAG
Emiliania huxleyi CCMP1516 is the source of this 516-nucleotide messenger RNA. RefSeq lists its product as hypothetical. Bases 1 to 516 code for a protein of 171 amino acids. The record is from RefSeq and is a predicted model, not a curated record. Lineage: Eukaryota; Haptophyta; Isochrysidales; Noelaerhabdaceae. The transcript has a single exon.